Messenger RNA from Colletotrichum fioriniae, 1359 nucleotides. The record is from RefSeq and is a predicted model, not a curated record. NCBI's taxonomy places the organism in Eukaryota, Fungi, Ascomycota, Sordariomycetes, Glomerellales, Glomerellaceae.
AUGUCCCGCGAGGAUGUCUCGGGCUGCUUCUCAGGUCGUCACCUGGUUAUCAUUGGAGACUCGACUAUGCGCCAGCUCUACUUCGCUGCCAUGACACGACUUGACCAUCAUGUCGCCGAGAAAGCCAUUCUUGACUUCGCCGUGUCCGAAGACAAGCAUCAAAACCUCACAAUGGAUGUCGAAGGCGUCAGACUGGAGUUUCUUUGGGACCCUUGGCUCAACUCCACGAGUCUCCACACCCAAUUGGCUCGAUUCCGGGACCGUCCCGGAUCCGCCGACUAUGAGAAACUUGUUCUACAAGAAGGAAGAGAGUCGCCUGCGCUCAUCAUUCUUGGCACUCCAGGUCUAUGGGCGGCCCGUCAGGGCGGUGAUCGGUACUUGGAGCUCUUCAAAGAAGGCAUCAACGUCCUUAUGCCGUACCUGCACAAGAGUAUUGACGACUUAAUGGUGUACCCCAAGAGCAACUCACAGUCGGCCUUUGCAGAGCUUUCCAAUCACGUCCUUAUGGCACCCGUGCCUGUCCCAGCCUACGAUAUGCUUACCACGUCUCGCGCGCGUGCCAUCACUCCUAAGAGGAUUGACGCCAUGAACUGGAACCUGGAGCACCUGGAGCUGAAUGAGCAAUCGCAUAUCGCAUGGGCCUACAAUAGCAUGACCGAGGGACACGACGACGCUAUGCUUGAGGAUGGUAUCCACUCGGUUGACAUUGUGGCAGAGAGAAAACUGGAUGUCGUUCUCAAUGCCCACUGCAAUGCCGGUCUGGUUGGACGAGGAUACGCCAACCAGGUCACCUGCUGUGUCCCAUAUCCUCCUCUUCGUCGGGUUCAGCUUUUGCUGCUUGGCCUUAAUGUAUUGACGAUGCCAUUUUUGUUUUUGAGUCGGCAGCAGGAUGCUUUCCCGUCGGCCCGAACGUCCCGCUUCUUGGAUACUCUUUGGGCGUUGGCCACCGUACUGGUCGUUGCGGUAUAUUGCCUUAUCGCCGACCGGACUCACAUCUUCGCGAAGCAGGACAAGCAUUUUGACAUACCCGACUUUAUGUCACCUUUGGUUGGCCUAGCUAUUUUCGCAGCUCUGUCAAUUCGUUUCAAAGCACCUGUUUUGUCGUCAGCGAAAGGGCUCACUACGACGUCCUUUCUGUCACGGGAUCAAACAGACGAGUGGAGAGGCUGGAUGCUGGUCUUCGUUCUACUAUACAAGUACCACAUGGCAUCCGAGUCCUUGGCGAUGUAUAAGGUACACAAGUUCCUCAUGGCGACGUUCGUCUUUUUGUUCAGCUACGGUCACACGAUGUACUUCCUCCGCACCGAAGACUUUUCGUUACGCAGGGUCGCUCAUCUAUGCAACGCUGGCUUGCUUUAA